Messenger RNA from Rhizophagus irregularis DAOM 181602=DAOM 197198, 453 nucleotides. RefSeq lists its product as uncharacterized. The record is from RefSeq and is a predicted model, not a curated record. Lineage: Eukaryota; Fungi; Glomeromycota; Glomeromycetes; Glomerales; Glomeraceae.
AUGAACCGAAAUUUGAUGUUUGCAUUCCUUUUAUUGGCUGCACUUGCCAUGGUCAAUGCCGUUCCAUAUCAACUCCUUAAAAGAGAUAGAGACAUAGGUUAUCCAUGUCCAACAAAUCCUGAAGGCUCUUACAUCUAUGCAAACCUUAAUCCUUUCCCUCCUGUGUCUAAUCAACCCAUUAAUUAUACAAUUGAAGGAGGAAUGUUAGGUUAUGAAAUCACUCCUUAUAAAACCGCAAUUACAAUUGCGUAUACUGAUGAGCACAGUGAGGUUUAUACUAAGGGUUUGGAUUUUUAUUAUGCGAAAGGAGCUCCAUUUUCAAUUGAUGUACCAGAUGUUCCGACACCACAACUUCCUAGUACAUACGCGAUUAUGGUAAUAAUUGCAGAUAAAACCGAUGAUCCAAAUAAAGCAGUACUCCAUGCCUGUUCAUAUGCUACUUUUGGUUUAUGA